Hydra vulgaris (swiftwater hydra) is the source of this 2616-nucleotide messenger RNA. RefSeq names its product TNF receptor-associated factor 4. The record is from RefSeq and is a predicted model, not a curated record. NCBI's taxonomy places the organism in Eukaryota, Metazoa, Cnidaria, Hydrozoa, Anthoathecata, Hydridae. Gene Ontology annotation, molecular function: ubiquitin-protein transferase activity; protein binding; zinc ion binding. Gene Ontology annotation, biological process: protein ubiquitination; signal transduction; regulation of apoptotic process.
UUUAAAGUAGACUGAUGUAGUUUGCAUUAAAAAUAUUAAAAAGGUUUUUUCAUAGUUUUAUAUUGUUUAAAAAAUUAUAAAAAUAUUUUAUCCUGCAAAUGUAUGGCUUUUUUGAAGAGGUUAAGAAAAAUAAAAAGUGUUGACAGUGAUGAAACUGAUACAAGCAUUGAAAAACAAAUAUUUCACUUAAUUGAUCGAGCAAGUUCAAAGAAUCAUGUAGUUGAAGCCCAAAUAUCACCAAAAGCUAAUUAUGCUGGUUUACAUCCAUUACUGAUAGAGUCAAAAAGUUUUCCAAGAGGUAACCCCCUUUAUAACAAAAAGAAAGAAGAUGUCAAAUUGCGAUCCUAUUAUUAUUCUGGCAGUAUGAAUGGAAAUAAUGAUUUUUCUUUUCCUUAUCAUAAAAGACGUUCUGCUGAACUUAGUUGGGAUAAUCGCAGACCUUUAUUUUUUCAUAAAACGUUUGAGAUUAAAAAAGCUGUUAGUACUGGCGACUUAAACUCACUCCAAGAUAAUUUCAAUCAUAAUAGCAGCUAUCAAAAUGAAGACUUGUCCAAUGAGAAUGAUUUUGUUUUAUCUUCAAACCCAAAUGUUUCAUUUAGGAAAUCAAAUACAAACAAAAUUUUUCCUUUAGGGAAACAACUCAGUUUAUCACUGACAACACUUGAUGAUAAAAAGGUUUUGAAAGCCAAAAAGACCCCUUAUAGAAGCAUGCCAUUAUUUGCAUUAAAUGGAGAUAGUGUAGAGGAUAUUGAUAAAGUUCUUAAUACAACAUGGCCUACUUCAAGCCUUCAUAAAAACAUUAGCACAGAUGUUGAAUCUAGUUCUAGUAAUAACGUUGAAAAAACUAUUAAUAAAAAUGAUUUUAAUGAUUUAGAUAAUUUAUCAAAUGAGAAUAAUAUAACUAUAGAUGAAAAAUGUAACGAAACUUUAUCUCAAAACAAUUUCAAUACUUUUAAUAAUGAAAGUGAGUUCAAAUUAAUCAGUCUACAAGAUAAAAAUUCAAACUAUCAACAAGAUAAUGAUCUUUUAGAGUCAAACAAUCAAUCAAAUAAUAUUAUGAAAUCGCUUCUCAGUAAUGAAAAUGAAGAAAAACACAAUAUACCUGUAACUCCAAGUAUGAAAAAUAAAGGUCCAAAAAUUGUCAUAAAAGAAAACAAAGAUUUUUCUUUAAAAGAGUUAUCCAGGUACGUCCCCCUGACGUUUUUUUCGGAGCAAAAGUCAAGAGAAUUUUUUGGUAGUUUUUCCUCGUUUUUAAAUGUGGAUGCAGAACAAAAAAAUCCUGUGAACCUAAAAACUUUACUUGAAGAGCAUUCAACUCGUGAAAAAAAUGUAGUUGAUGCUUAUUUGAAUAACGAAGGAUUAGAGGAAAGUGAAGAAUAUUGUGUGACUGAAAGCAAUCAACGUGAUAUAAUUGAUUUUCUUUUUGAACUUACAGGCGAUAGUGUGUAUCCAGAUAAAGCCUGUAAAAGAACAGUUCUUGCCUUUAAAGUAAGAUGCUACAACUUUGGCAAUGAUUGUGAAUGGAUUGGUGAAUUAGGAAAUUUGCAAGAUCAUUUAGAGCAGUGUCAACUUAUUGAAGUGGCAUGUGUUAAUGCAUGUGGCAGGAAAGAUAUUCAUAGAAACCAGAUGAGUCAACACACUGAUGCUGAUGGUGAUUGUCCUCUAGCAAUAGUCGCGUGUCGCUACAGUGAUGUAGGCUGCAAAUUUAAGGCACGGCGAAACGAAUUAGAAGAUCAUUUGCGUGAGUCCAUAGAAGAGCAUUUAAAAUUUGCUCAUAUGCGAAUUCGAGAGCUUGAGAUUCGCCAAGAAACAAUAUGUAUGAAUGGCAAGUUUUUAUGGAAGAUAACAAACUAUGACUUACUAAUGAAACAAUCGGCAACAAAAAAAGACAAAGAAAAAUUGUGUAGUCCCCCUUUCUAUACAGGUCAAUAUGGUUAUAAACUUCGUGCUGAAGCAUUUUUAAAUGGUCUCGGCCAAGGAAAAGGUUCUCACCUUUCUUUGUACGUGGUCAUAAUGAAAGGCGAGUAUGACGCAAUAUUACCAUGGCCGUUCAGGCAAAAUGUCGACUUUGUUCUUAUAGACCAAGAUGAAGAAGUGAAUAACCGAGUCAACAAAAUUUGGAAGCUUUCAUGUGAGCGAAAUAGCGAUUAUUUUAAGCGUCCAAACAAAUCAAAAAGUUUAGGUUUUGGUUGUCCAAAAUUUGUUUCUUUGGAAACAUUGAAAUCGAGAAAUUAUAUAAAAGAACAGACUCUUUUCAUUAAAAUAGAGGUGGAGCCCACAGAUUGCCUUGUCUUUAAUCCUGUAGGAUUUGUUCAUUAAUAUAUAUAUAUAUAUAUAUAUAUAUAUAUAUAUAUAUAUAUAUAUAUAUAUAUAUAUAUAUAUAUAUAUAUAUAUAUAUAUAUAUAUAUAUAUAUAUAUAUAUAUAUAUAUAUAUAUAUAUAUAUAUAUAUAUAUAUAUAUAUAUAUAUAUAUAUAUAUAUAUGUCUGGUAUAUAAAUAUAUCUGUGUGUAUCGUCGUGUAACUGUUUGAAUACUUAUAAAUAUUGUGUUCACGCUACGCUAGUUAAUUUACUUGAAUUCGUUUUGGAAUUAACAACUUUUUUUCUUUCUUGAUCAA